Molecule: messenger RNA, 7454 nt
Organism: Porites evermanni
Lineage: Eukaryota; Metazoa; Cnidaria; Anthozoa; Scleractinia; Poritidae
Source: the annotation of a GenBank genome assembly
AUGACUCUGUCAGUCCACGAUGCAGUCACUUCAUGGACUGAAAGUGUUAACACUCAAAACUUUACAGUUUGCGUCAUGCAGACAGGAAGGAACAGUGGAGAGAGCUUUAAUCCCUUCGCGACAGUUGAUUGGCUGGCUUACCAAGGAGCACCACCCAAUGGAAUGACGGGAAGGAUUAAGAUGCAAAUCUGGUGGUCUGGUACGAAAUGUGCUCAUGUGGUUUAUCCCAAGGUAAAGGAAACGUCAAAAUGAGCCUGUGCUGACAAAUAAUGUUUAACGAUUGUGUGUUCCUUUGUAAAUAGGAUGACGGCGUAGAGGUCUGUUCCGACCCUAAAUUUCUAAUGUCUAGUUUCUUCACUCUUUACAGAAUAAGUUCAAGGAAACACCUAUAGUUCUCGUGACCGCAGAACACUUGAGGACUGGAAAGGAGUAUGAUGCAUCCCUAAUAUGGACAGAAGAUCCAAAUAAGGACUCAUUUAAAGUCUGUCUUCGUGAAAUGCAAAACUUUGAUGGAAAACAUGAAGACAUUACCGUGGUAUGUUUGAAAAUCAUAUUGUUAUUAAAAGCAGAAUAAAAUAUUGGUGUCAGGGGCGAGAUUGCAACCUCGGAAAAUGCGAGAAGGUUUCAGUGCUCCUAUGAUGUGACAUGCAUUGGAUACUGCACUAAUGAAUAUAAGCAAGAAAAGGAAAGAUACAAUCUAAACUGUCAUUGAUUUUGAUGCUGUUUAAUAAUAUUGUUGUAGAGUUGGCUGGUAUUUGUUGAACUAAGCAAACCGUUCUUCACUGAAGGUGAUUCUGUCGGAUUUUUAAACACGAAGCCACCAAAAGACGAAGAUAACAACGCUUAUUGCCAAGUAAGUGAAAAAAGGAAAACGUCGAUGAAAUGAAAUAUAAAAAUAAAAUUAAAAAUACACAUUUUAUGUCACGAGACAUUGUUAAGAAUUCUAAUUAUUAUUUUUUUUAAUGGCAGUUCGUGAAGUUUGAAAGAAGCUAUAACACAACACCCUCAGUGUUACUUACAGCCAAUCAUAGCAGCACGGCUCCUGGAAACUCCGCACCAAUUCACUACGGGAUUACAACAUGGAUCGAGGUACCAAAAAUAACAACAGAGGAUCAUGGACGUCCCAAGACAAAGUCUUGGUUAAAAAAAUAAAUCUGAUAGUUUUUAAGGGCAAAAACAAAACUCUGCCGAAAAGGUCCACCAUGACAAGAAUCGGUGCUCGUUACGUUAAAUCAUAUUAUUGACAUCAUUCUUUCCGGCGCAAAUCACGGGCAGUAAUUAAGGUUACGUAAGAUUGUGUAGGGGCUUCUAGUCCUCCGCAGUUUCCCGUUGGGAUUCUGAUAAAUUUUUGUUUAAAAAAAGGGUAAGCGCGAGUGACGAUUGGAAGAGGGAAAAGCGGCUUCCCACCGUCCCUGACAAGCAAUAUUUAAAAAAAAAAGUUUUAAUGAUCAAGUUAGCUAGCUGCAAUCCUUUUUUGCAGAACGUGAACGCAACAGGCUUCAGGGUGUGUUUGAAGGAGUUGUACGAAACCAGAUACGAUCCCGUGUCAGUGAAUUAUGCGGUUCUUUCAGGUCAGUUAAUACGAAAAAUACCACAUCUUAAGACGUGGCCGUUUUACUGAGCAAACUAUCAUGUCUUGAUUAGUAGCAGUGUUACAUGAUUCCACGUGCACAGAUGUCACGUGGAAUCAUUGCUUAGCCAUUUUUCAUAUUUAUUCAGGGAUAUAAGAAGGCGUUUACCCAUUCUGGUGUUGUCUUACUUUGCGUAAUUUUGCUAUGUAUGACCUCUGGCUUACCUCAAUGUAGCCAUCUUUUCUGUUGGUGGAUAAAGUCUCCAACAGGUAACAUACAUAACUGUCAGCGUUAGCCAGUAGCCAUUACCGAGCUUAAGGCCAAAUCUUAAACUUUACUUUUCCACAGAUAUCUGUGAUCCUGGGUGGAGCUAUUUCAAUGGAUUCUGUUAUUUGACUAGUGAAAAAUGCGUCAAUUGGACAACAACUCUCACCAAAUGUCGUCAGGAAAACUCGGUCCUUGUUGAUGUUACCAACGAUGAGGAAAAUGUUUAUAUUCAACAUCGCCAUAAUGGAGAAAAAUCCUGGCUGGGCCUGAAUGACAUCACCACGGAGGGUAACUUCACUUGGGCAGAUCGCGGUGAGGGGAACUUUACAGCCUGGGCGAAAAAUCAACCCAAUAAUUUUAAUGAAGAAGACUGUGUGCACGCACUUGGUUUGAGAUACAACUACGAAUGGAAUGACGUGAAGUGUGGUGAUUGUCAUCAGUACACUUGUAAGAGAGGUAGGAUGGUAAAAUGUUUUUAUUCAUUCAGUGUUUUAAUGGUCUUUUCUUAAUGGCCAGAUAUUCUACCUUUUUUGUUCAUGCAAAUCCCACUUUCUUAAAAACGAACAACGAGCAACUUGACCGGCUCAUCAAUGAGCGAAUGCCAAUAGGAGUCUGCAAGGAUAAAGAAAACGUUUUCUUGUUUUCUACUCCAAACCGAAGCCUCUUUGUUUUUUGUAGACAGCCCGAAAGCUUUUAUGCUUCCCUUGAAAGUUGCUUCUUUAACUGUUAAGUAGAAAAUUAUAUAAAAAAUCCAAUACGCAUUAUGCCAGAUCCCGGAUAGCAAAAUCUCAGCCAAUCCGGCCUUUGGUGUCUACCGUAAACUGUCGCUUAUUAUCCCGGGGCUUAUACAUCUUCGUAAGGGGUUUUAGGAGGGCUUAUAAACGGAGAGGCUUAUAUCCGAGGGGGAUUAUAACCAGAAUAGAAAAAUCGCUUCGAAACAAGAUAUAGCAGUGCUGAUCAAAAUACGUUUUGCAUUGACUGGUGUUCAAUUAAGCUUUUAAAAAGGUCAUAACUUAUCGAAUUCAGAGGGGGGCGAGGAUAAGAAGGGGCGUUUAUCGAGGGAGCUUUGAAUCAGAUGUAUUUUUUUGUUCACAGGUAGAUGGGCCGUAAAUGGGGGAGAGCUCAUAAGUGGGGGGCAUUUAUUAGCGGCCGUUUACGAUAAUUAAAUAUCUCAGUUGGUAGGAUACGCGAGAAUUUUCAUAUCAAAGUAGGUUAGUACGUCGUCUUUCGUCUCGACUUGAACAAUAAGCCAUCAAAUCCGCGUUACUUUCAGAAGAGUUCAAUAAAUUUCUUUAAAACGCCUUGGUAUAAUCAUUCGUAAGUAUAGUUCUAUGCUACGGGAAUAACGAUCAGCAGUUCGAGGAUAAAUCACCGUCUUAAUGUAUCCAUCCUUUACGAUUUAAUGGUACAAAAACCGACAACACCAAUUGUGAAAUCGCAAAAAUCUUAGGCAUCCUACGGCUCAGGCCACUUAGCUUAAAGGUCAAAUGAACCAAAAUUUCGACCUUUUUUAUUUUAGUUCAAUUCUAGUGAAAUGUGUUUAAUAUGAACCAAAUAAACAUACUAUGAAGUUUCAGCUCAAUUGAAGCGAGCAUCUCCGAGAUAUUUGCAAUUAAAACUUGCUAUUUUUUGGCCCUUAUCUUCGUAGAGCGGUCGGAAAAAUUGUCGGAAAAAACAGUUUGUGACGUCAAUGUUGGUCAGGUGAAAAAAAGCGGGAAAUUCUAAACAGAGUUUUUCGAGUCGACUUGGCGCAGAAAUGGUUUGUGCGGCCAUAUACCUGGAUAGAACAGGCAAUUUGUCUUCAAAAGUUGCAAGUUACGGUUAUAACCUUCUUAUGGUUUAAUUUUCUCGAAGAAUACAUCAUAGUAAAACGGACUUUAACGACAUUUACUAAUUUCCUUGAGUUGUACUGGAAAUGUACGUGCGUAAGUCCGAUUUUUUUCAAGAUGCAUUCGCAAAAAUGUGUUCAUAUAAGGAAUUUCCUGGAUAUAUAAGGUCCGGAGCUCCAUCGUGGACACAAAAACAAAAUGUCUUUGUAUAAUAAUCUGCCCAAAGACAUUCAAGUUUGCCCACAAUGUGUUUGAAGUCACUGAACUUUGUCGCACUCGAGCUGAUAUUUUAAAACCCACGCUCGAUCGGACACUUCUAGCUUCGCAGAUCACUAAAAUAUAAACAAAAACCUCAAUGUAGCAGUUUUGGCGUUGAUAUGUGGGCAGAAAAAGAGUUAAUCAUUAUCUAGUAAAUCUUCCCCAAGAUCGGUUUCAAAGCAACCAUUGUUCUUUAAACUUGAUCGCUUUGUGUUGUCAAGUUGAACAUGCAUAACUCCUGUCAAAAACCUACGCGUAAGUAAGAUUUACUUCAAACAAAGUUAAAGUUGCAUUAUUGCAAAAACUUCCUUCCAAUUAUGUAUAAGAUUUAAUUACUGAUUGAGGUCACUUUAAGGACCAUAGGCACCACUUUAAGCUGGCAAAGAGAUGCGACAAGCAAAGAAUAAUUCCAUCAUGCAUAAAAUUCAGCUUAAGUGAUUUAAAAAAACUUCAAUAAGGUUGCAAAACAACAAAUUUUCAUUAAAAAAACAUAAGGCUUAAGGCUCUUAUACCUGCUGACAAAGAAGAAGUGAAUUUUCUGUACGGAAACAACCUACCUAAAGAUUGCAAGAUCUUAAAAGCAAAAGAUCAGUUGCAAGCUUCGCAGCCAAGCCUUGAUUCCGACUACUUAGCUAGAUUAGCUACUUUUAAUAACUGGUCCAUGCGAGGAUCUUCGAUUCAUUCAAGCAAAUUAAACUCAGCAAACUGAAUCAUUAGAAAAUACAGAAAACUGCACAUAAGGAUUUGUUUUGCUCGCUUCAGUCAAAUCCAGCUCCAGCAAUUGUUUACGGGCAAAUAGUCGAUUGUUUUGGAGUCCGCUGCCGGCAGUUGUCGUUCUCCGCUUUCACAGCGAGUGAAAGCAAAAUUUACGUACAGAAAGAUGACAAAACUAUGUAAUUAAAACUGAAAAAACUAAACGAAAAAAACUCUGACUAUUAUUACUUGAGCAACAGAAAAAUGAUCGAAGUAGUCUUUUCUUCUCAAGUAAGCUUGCUGGCCUUCUAAAGUUCCGAGAAAGUUAUUAAAACUUAAAAGCUUAAAAGCGCACAAGGUUGUUCACUCGCAUGCGUUAGCCGUUACGGUUCUUUGACUGAAGACAAGGAUAAAGCUGGUUCUGCAAAGGUAAAUAAAUCUGGGCAUGUAAAAAAGGUAACCAGAACUACUAAUAACAGAAUACAAGCAGGUUUUAAUUCAACCCGGCGAAAGAACGCGAAGCACUGGACACAAAAUCAACUCACAAAUCGAAUGCACAAUUAUCAGAAAAAUACAAACCUGUUUGGAAAUGUUCAAAACGUUUUAAUCCACCUGAGACUGACGGAAUGACCUGUUUUUACUCUUACAUUGGUUGUUCUGAAUCCAAAGUAAUUUUCAAGUGACAAAAAAACAACAACAACGAAAACAAACAAAAAAAGCCUUUACAAGGAGCAAACGUUCGCACUCGUGUAUUUCAUUCACUCAGUCAGAACUCUCACAGAACGAGACAAACAAACGCAGGUGAUAAGGGAUGCGCAGAAGCUUGCGCAGAACGUUUUUCCGCCCUGAAAGACCAAGAUUGACGUCACGUAGUCUCCAGUCUAUCACGCGGCCAUUUCAGAACGUUUUCGUGAAGUCUUCGGAAAUUCUCGGAUUUUGAUCUUAUUUCUAUAAAGGCUUGGGAAGAAAAAUCUUUACCCAAAUCUCACUUAGGAUGGUUCUUUUUAGUGUUUGGUGAAGGUAAAGCGACAAAAGAAAAUAUGUCAAUUUUUUGGUUCAUUUGACCUUUAAGGCAUGACUGUCUAAUUAAAUAUGCAUAUUUUGAUAAAAAUUGAACCACAAAUGUAGCUUAAUGGCCUUAGUAAUAUGAGUGCGUUUUAGAAGCUCAAAUUUUCGUCACGUGACUGAUAAUUGAGAAUCUACGGUCAAAAUAUUUACUCUAAAAUGGGGAAAGGAUAAUGAAAGAGCAACAAGUUCUUUUAGGUACAUUUCAGAGGCUUUUUUAAAAGGUUCCUAUAAGUGCGCCUUGUAUGUGUUUAUAUAGGAAUCGGUAAAUAAAGGGAAAAGGGUCACGUGACUUAUUAAUUAACUAAAUAGCUAAUAGGAUAAAUAACAUUUCCAAUCAUACAUUUGUACAAGGCGAAUUUACGAUUUACACUGUUUAUGUAACAUUUUGGUAGUGAAAAUUCCUAAGAUUAAGGUUUGCAACCCUUCCCCGUUUAGGAAAACGUGUUUUGUGACGUCAUUGACGAAGUGAUGUCACGUGUUAUUUAAAAUCACGUUUCACGUGUUUUUUUCGUAGUUCACUUUUCAGGAGCACUGAUGGAAGCAAACCGUUCUAAUUAAAUAGCAUUUACUAAAAUAUGCAUAUUUAAUUAGGUAGUCAUGCCUUAAUUAAGUGGCCUGAGGGAUAAUUAGUUCCGACGGAUGUUCCAAGAGCAGCAAUUGUCUAUAGCCCAUCCUCUUCAUAUUUUGUUGCUAACGAAUGUGACAGUGACAGGUAUGACACGCCGCGAGGUAUAUAGGUAAGCGCAGUUCUGGUUAUGUAGGAAUGUCAGUUUAGAAAAUUUAUAGAGAACUACUUUUGGUGUUUCAACUGAGUUCCCGUUCGUCCGAACCACUUCCUUUUCCGCCCUCAUUUGAAUACACGAUUGGGCCUUAAGAUUAGGUGUGUACAAAGGCAAACAAUAACAAAAAAAUCUUUGUCUACAGCAUGCUGAGUGUUCACCUACACCAAAAAACCGCCCUGGUUUUUAUUUUGUAAUUUCAAAAAUGAAUCAUUUGUAUUUAUUUAAAAUUGUUAAUUAUUUGUUUAGAUUUCAAUGAGUGUGAAAAAAAGACAUACAACUGUCACCCGCUUGCUACAUGUGUGAAUGAACCUGGAUCUUAUUCAUGCAAGUGCAAGCCUGGGUACGUUGGAAAUGGACAUAACUGUCGCCAUCCAACGCCGAGAUCCUGCUCUGAAAUCCGGAAUUACGUCAGCACAGUCAGCAAGAAGUAUGUCAUUGAUCCAGAUGGUGAGGGAGGUCUGGCACCUUUUACUGUGUACUGUGACAUGACCGACAAGAAGGGUGUUGGCGUGACAGUCAUCAGUCACGACAGUGAGAGCAGGACAAAUGUGAAAGGAUAUGAAGAUAAAGGCAGUUACAAACGUGACAUUCAUUACAAAGGAGCGAGUCUGUCUCAGCUGGCCAGUCUCACCAGUGUCUCUUCACAUUGUGAACAGUUCAUCAAGUACGAGUGCUACCACUCAGGUCUCUGGUUUAACAGUCCAUACGGAUGGUGGGUGUCGCGUGAUUCUUCUAAGAUGACAUAUUGGGGUGGAGCGUCUCCUGGAAGUGGUAAGUGCGCAUGCGGGAUGAAAAACUCAUGCGCAGCAAAACAACGCUGUAACUGUGAUGCAAAUGACCAAGUAUGGCGUGAAGACAGCGGUUUCCUGACUGACAAGACAAAGCUUCCAGUAAAACAACUCAGGUUUGGUGAUACUGGUCAUAAGGUAUAUAAGGAGAACGGUUACCACACUCUGGGAAAAUUUAAGUGCUAUGGCACAGCAUAA